Messenger RNA from Metarhizium brunneum ARSEF 3297, 3885 nucleotides. It is a transcript of the gene VHC1, whose product is annotated as Vacuolar cation-chloride cotransporter 1. Lineage: Eukaryota; Fungi; Ascomycota; Sordariomycetes; Hypocreales; Clavicipitaceae. Gene Ontology annotation, molecular function: potassium:chloride symporter activity. Gene Ontology annotation, biological process: potassium ion homeostasis; chloride ion homeostasis; chloride transmembrane transport. The record is from RefSeq and is a predicted model, not a curated record. Gene Ontology annotation, cellular component: vacuolar membrane.
AUGCCUCCAACGCCCGACGACAAGGGUGACCCUCUGGCUUUGGCCAUGGAUGCGAGGAAGAGCUCCAAGCUGGGCUUGCUUUCUGGCGUAUACAUUCCCGUAUGCUUGAACAUUAUGAGCAUUCUCAUGUUUUUGCGGUUCGGCCUCAUUCUGGGACAGGUUGGAUUUCUGGGAAUUUUGGGACUGUUGGCCACUGCCUACUGUGUUGAUCUCUUGACCACCUUGUCCCUGUCGGCUAUUGCUUCCAAUGGCGAGGUCAAGGGAGGCGGAGCAUACUAUCUGAUCUCGAGAUCGCUUGGUCCCGAAUUCGGAGGCUCCAUUGGAAUCUUGUUCUUCUUAGCCCAAGCUCUCAACACUGCCAUGAACAUUGUUGGUUUGAUCGACUGCAUUCGCCUCAAUGUUGGACCUGGCUUCCCAGGAGGAUAUUGGGCAGGAUAUGGCUUGCAGACGGCAGCAUUGGUCACUUGCACCUGCAUGUGUCUUUUGGGAUCAGCUACUUUUUCAAAGGCGUCUAAUUUAUUGUUGGCUAUAUUGACGGUAGCUGUGCUCAGUGUUCCAUUGUCUGCCAUCUUCAAGGCCCCAUUUCGAGACGACGACGCUGGCAUUGUAUACACGGGGCUCAGUCUCAGUACUUUUGUCAACAAUCUUCUGCCGAGUUCUUCCAAGCAUGUCUAUCGGGGAUUGCCGACAUUUCGAGACUUGUUUGGUAUUUUGUUCCCCGCCACGUCAGGCAUCUUUGCUGGUGCGUCAAUGUCUGGGGAUUUGAAAAAUCCAAGCAAGGCCAUACCAAAAGGCACACUGUGGGCCAUGUUAACAACCUUUGUUGUCUAUUUUGUUGUGAUUCUCUCCAUGGCUUGCACCAUCUCCCGGGAUUCCUUCCUCGCAAACGACAACAUCAUCUCUCUGACGAACCUGUCAGCGCCAAUCGUCCUCGCGGGGGAGUGUGCAGUGACCUUUUUCUCCGCCCUCAUGGGCAUCAUAGGUUCUGCGAAAUUGUUCCAGGCCUUGGCGCGAGACAAGCUAUUGCCCGGACUGUCCAUUUUUGGCAGAGGGACCAAGAAGGCCGAUGAGCCUAUCCUUGCUAUCUUUCUCACAUAUGUCAUUGCGCAAAUUGCCCUUCUUGCGGAUUUGAAUCAGAUUGCAACCUUCAUCUCCAUGGGUUAUCAGAUGACCUUUUUCGUUAUGAAUCUUGCUUGCUUUCUUCUCAAAAUUGGCUCGGCCCCAAACUUUCGUCCCAGUUUCAAGUUCUUCAACUGGCAGACGGCCUGCAUUGGUAGUCUUCUGUCUGCUGCCGCCAUGUUCUUCAUUGAUGAGACCUACGCAGCAAUUGCUAUUUGUGUCCUCAUUUUCGUGUUUCUACUGAUCCAUUACUUAUGCCCUCCCAAGCGAUGGGGCGAUGUGUCCCAGAAUCUCAUCUACCAUCAAGUGCGAAAGUACUUGCUGCGAUUAAAGCCAGAACACAUCAAGUUUUGGCGGCCACAUAUCAUUCUGCUCAUCAAUAACCCCCGGCGCCAGACGCGGUUAAUUCAAUUUUGCAAUUCCAUGAAGAAGGGGUCUCUUUAUAUUCUGGGCCAUGUUAUCGUAACAGACGAUUUCAACUCUGGCGUGCACGAGGCUCGGUUGCAGCAACAAGCCUGGACUCGAUAUAUUUCCGAAUUUUCAAGGAUCAAGGCCUUUGUUCAGCUUACCAUGUCCCCUUCGAUUACUUGGGGGGUACGCAACUUGGUUCUGGCUGCUGGCCUUGGUGGCAUGCGUCCGAAUGUUGCUGUUUUGGGAUUCUAUAAUAUGGAUGACCUGCGGAAAUCAAACCCUGCGGUACCUAUCCCGGAUGUGCCUGCAUCGCCAUCUGACAAGAUGAGACGCCCGUCAAAGUCGCAAGGCAAGGUCGCUAAGCGUAGGCGCGGAGAUACGUCUGCACGACUCCUUGAAGGGACACUGCCUACCGACGUUAUUCGAACCGAAGACAUGGUAUCUCCCACCGAUUACAUGAUCAUAUUAGAGGAUCUUGCUUUGAAAUACAGACUCAACGUUGCCAUAGCGCAUGGAUUUGACAAGCUAGAGACGCCCCGACAUGAUGGGUCUAAUUCCAAAAAGUACAUCGAUCUGUGGCCCAUCCAAAUGUCUGCUGAACUAUCUUCAGAUGGCAAGAAUGUGCUUACGACGAACUUUGACACUUAUACCCUUAUCUUGCAACUGGGGCACAUUUUGCGUAGCGUUCAAGCCUGGCGAAGGGCGUUUGCCCUACGUGUUUUGGUAUUUGUAGAGUAUGAGCAUGAAGUCGAGGAGGAGAGUGCUAGAGUCAAAGCUCUCCUGGAGAAAUUGCGAAUUGAUGCACAAGUCCUCGUCUUCUACUUGGCUUCUGGCCAUCUCAACACGUAUGAGCUUAUUGUUAACGGAAACACCAAUGAUAUUGAUGCCGAAAUCAUUGUUUGCGAAGCCCUCAAGGAUGAGGAAUGGUGGGAGGACUUGCAGAUACUUCGCAGACAGGCCGAAGAGCUUUCCUCGAGCGAAGAGCUUUCGCAACUGGCCCAGUUUUUGGACUCGACAAAUGGGCGACCUGGUGCAUACAAUCCACACGACGAUGCAGGGAAUACGCGCCGUCACAGUAUGGCUGAAUUUGUAGAAAUGCACAGGAAGCCGGGCAUCGCCACGCUCUCCAAACUCGGAGUCAGCAUGGGAAUUCACACUACCCAUAUCAACGAAGAAGUUCUGCAUGAGCCCGAAUCAGACACCGAAUUUGAUACAGAUGUGGAGGGCUCUACUGACGAUGAAGAAUUCGAAGUAGGUUCUAGGGAUUUUUUUUGGGGCUCGAGAGAUGAAUUGGGAAAUCCAACACUGCGUCUAUUGCUCCAAUCUUCGCAGGACAGUGGUGCUGCAACGGAGCAGUCGCCAACAAAGUCUGGGCGAGGAAGAAGGUUGGGAGCCAUCGAGUCGAGCGCUCAAAUCCCCUCAUAUGGCACUAUGAAUACGUCUCAGACGUUGGCAGACAAUCCCGAAUCCUCGGCAACAUGGCAUGUCCCUGAAGUUGCUGAAAUCGUCGCGAGCCCACCAGAGGCAGAGACCAGCGUUAAGAUCGACUCCUUCCCUAUCUUGGAUCCUCUUCAAGUUCCAAAAUUUCCGCAGGGUGGUUCUCGGCGAUCACGCUCCAUGAGCCCUUCGAGGGACGUCAUUCGAGAUGGAACCGUUACACCAACGAGACCGAACUUUUCGCGACAGUCAUCUGCUGCUCGAUUCUCUAGUCGACCAGUGCCUGAAACCAAGAUUAUCGCCGAAGGCGAAGGCUCCAAGAUUAGUUUCGCGCCGGCUGCAUCAAACCCCCCGACGCCACGAGCUGAACGACCAGCGUUUUCGAGACAAUCCUCGCUCGGCAAGUUUUCAAGUCGUCCGUUGCCUGAUACUAAAGUCAGCGGCGAAGAAGGCGCAAGAACAAUUUCAUUUGCACAUCAGCCAGCAUCUCAGCCACCGUCCCGAGCGCAUUCGGGUUCCCAUUCACGACAUCACUCGAGACACGGCUCGCAAUAUUCUGUGCAUGGUCAGGACCAAGCAAACCUUGUUAUCCCAGAGCGUUCUGAACCAUCCACAAAUCACGCACCAAAAAAGAGCAUUGUUGAAGAUGGCGGGUCAGCCACCUCGGGACAUGAUGUUGCGCUCUCAUUCAAUGAUUUGCCUAGUCGAGCGCAGCACUUGAUUCUCAACGAACUCAUGCGGCAGCAUUCCAAAGACACGGGCGUCUUGAUGACAACGCUGCCUAUUCCUUCAGAAGGCACUAGUCUUGACGAAAUGUCUACAAUCCAGUAUCUUUCUGAUGUUGAACUUCUCUGCAACGACCUGCCGCCUACGUUGAUGGUACUCAGCAACAACAUGACGGUCACAGUGAGUCUUUAG